UUCCUAUCGUCAGCUUCAGACCUGGGCGGAAUCAUCGUUUGCCCUUGGCAUACGCCUUUAACGUAACUCUACAGCUAUAUUCCCUCAAAACGGUCCACUCCGUGGGUUUACAUAAGCCUUGAAACAUUGGCGUUUGCUAUCCAGCCAGCACUUUCUCGAUUUGAUAGACAGCAGCAGGAUACUUGUGUCAUAGUCCAACUCCAAUAUCAAGAUGGAGGAGACAGAUUCGAUCACUCCUUCGGAUCGUCAAAGUGGCCGAAAGCCUAACAAAAAGUCUACCCAACAGGAGACAGAUGCUACGAUGGCUAAUGAGGUUGACCCAACUGUCCCGGCUGCGGCUCCUCCUCCAGAAUCGGCGGAGAGAACUUCUAAGAGUGGUUCUUGUUCGAGGAAGAGCAGACAGCAGAAGAAAGAAAGGAGUCAAGAAGCCAAGCCGGCUUCGGUGAAGGACGAAGCUGAGACUUCUGGCAUUUCCAGUGGGGACGAAUCUACUUCAGAUGAUGACCAAGCCUCAGAAACCACGGCACUGGCUCCCAAAAAUCAUGCGGGAGUAAAUGGCACAAGCAAGAACAAGGAACGAACCAACGGUACCGUUUCUAAAAAGAAGACUAGCAAGGCUUCCACGAAGAAGCAGAAGAAACCCAAGAAGAAAAAGAACAAGACGUGCAGUUUUUCUGACACUGCGUCCGAUUCGGACACCGAUUCCGCUUCCUCUGAUUCUGAGUCCUCCGAUAAUGAGGAUCCUGAUACUGGAAAAAAACGAACCAAGUCCUCUUCAGGUCUCAAGGGUCAACUGAGAGCGCUCGAACUCCAGUUUGCUCAACUUCAGCAUCAACUGGGCAACUCCAAUGGUCUGCCUCCACCAGUUAACCCAAGCGCUUUUGCCUCGUUUGGAUCAUCAACUCCGUCGUAUUCUCUCCAAUAUCCUUCGAAUGCUCUGGCUUCACAAGCAGCUGGUCUCGAUCCGACACUUUUCGCUCGUCGCCGGUCCAUUGCUGCCCGCCCUAAUCGUGGCAGACGUCGACCUGGGCUACUUUCGAGAGUGCCAGACCUCCAAAUUAGUGAUCCAGAUAAUAUCACCAAUGAUUAUUUGCCUGGUGAGUUGAGGGUUAAGGGCAAGAAGCCCAAGAGUCCUGCCUUCAAACGCGUGGAUCAGGUGUGGGAUAACAGCAUACACAAUUUCAAACUUCAGGAUACGGCCGAUACAGACACCGACUCCCAGUACGACGAAUAUAUCUUUCAUGUUAGGAGGAAGUUCGACUGGGAGGGGAAGCAUACAGCAACUAUUGUCGAUAUAAAGAGCAAAUUGCUUCGGGAAUGUUUGCAGGAUGUUAUCGGCAAUGCGGAAGGCAUCAGUCUGGUAGACGAGACACCAAAAAUGAACCCCGAGAUCCUUUUCUUGUAUCUGGAAGACCUCCGUGACCAUUUGAAGGCACUGCGCAAAGCCAAGCCUGCCGGCAAGUCUAAGAAGAGUCGGAAGAAGAACAAGGACCUUCUCAAGGAAAAGAAACAGCAUCUCAAGGUACUUAUCAAGUAUCUUGACCAUGACUUCGAAAGCACAAAGGAAAGUCUCUACCCCAUGCUUAAGAAUGGUCUCAUCACAUUCGAGCUGCUCUGGGCUUUGUGGAAACCGGAUACACUGGCCUAUACCACAACCUACGGAAAUGCGAGCGAGCCACGAGUUUUCAAAGUUGAAUCAGCACACCUUCAUCACAGCGUUAUGAGAGGCAGUUAUUAUCAUGUUGAGGGGAAAUACCUAGAAUUUGACGGUAAACGCUUUGGUUACGGCAAUACAUCAGUCGAGAUAGACGGGUUCCAGGGCGCCAAGAAGAUCAAGAGUCUUCCUUGUUAUCCGCUUCAGUACCACCAUAACGAGCAGAAACUCCGACAUGACUUGAUCGAGCGAGGCAAGAAGUUUGCGUUACUGAGUGGUGUUCAUUACAAGAGCUACAAGGGCAUUGCCUUCAUGAAGCGUAGGAACGGCUCGGUGAUGAAGUUCAACAUUCAGUCCAGCAGAGUCAUGAUCGACCCGACUAUCUUUCGAAGGAUCAACCCCAACUACAAUGUCUCAACUGUCAAGCCCAAGGAUCCCGAUAUAAUCGAGGAAGAGACUUCGGAAUCGGACUCUGGGAACUGUGAGUGUUGCUCAGAUUCGGAGGACGGAGAGAAGAUCAAGUUUGUGAAGAAGGUCUACAAGGACGAGAACGGUGAAGUACAUAUGGUGAGAUUCCCUAAGAGCCUGAUGAAAGACGAGCCCGAGAACGCCGAACUCGAUGAGCUCCCCUCCAAAAAUGUGGAAGGCGAUGAUGACGAGGAGGUGGGCAUUGUCGAUUUCACGGAUGAGGACUAUCUCAUUGCCUCUCCAGUGGUACUUGGGUUCUCGUUUUCCGAAAAGCAAUGGUUGGAGUUCGCCGUUUCCUGCGUCAAUGACAUACAAUGGAACGAGAAGGCCUGGGACUCCCUGGUUCUGGAAGAUGGCACCAAGGACUUGAUCAAGGCCCUUGUGAAGUCACGCAAAUACCAUGCGGCUAACACCAUCGAUGAUGUUAUCCAGGGCAAGGGAAAGGGGCUUGUCACCGUCCUACACGGACCUCCUGGAACUGGAAAGACACUCACAGCUGAAGGAAUCGGAGAAUUGCUUCAAUGCCCACUUUAUAUGGCAUCGGCUGGUGAGUUAGGAACCGACUCGAGGUUUCUUGAGGCAGAGUUACAAAAGAUACUGGACAUUUGCCAUGCUUGGGGUGCUAUACUCCUGUUGGAUGAAGCAGAUGUGUUUCUGGAGAAGCGCAACAUGCACGACAUCCAUCGCAAUGCUCUUGUGAGUAUAUUUCUCCGUCAGUUGGAGUAUUUCCAAGGAAUUUUAUUUCUCACUACAAACCGAGUAGAGACAUUCGAUGAAGCCUUCCAGUCCCGAAUUCACAUCGCCCUGCGAUAUGACAAUCUCAAGUCCCCUGCGAAGCGGGCUAUCUUUAAGAUGUUCCUCGACCGUGUUCAUAAGCUGGGCAAGCUCAAGGUAGAGCCGUUGACAGAGGACGACCUGGACUUACUGUCGAAGCAAGCUCUGAAUGGACGUGAAAUCAAGAACGUGGUGGGCUCGGCUCAGGAUCUCGCCGUUAACAAGGGUGAGGCUCUUAGCAUGCGCCACAUCAGACAGGUUCUCGACGUCCAUGCCAAAUUUGGGCGGGAUUUGAAAGGAGGAUCUGGUUAUGAGGAUGCUAUGAGAAGCUACUUCUAAUCUUGGAUUGGGGAUGGUGUCGGUAACUGGUCAGCGGUGAUAUGACGGCAGAGAAGGCUUGUCGUAUGCUGAGCGUCUGAGA
This is a messenger RNA of Fusarium redolens, 3317 nucleotides long. RefSeq lists its product as uncharacterized. The transcript is spliced from 4 exons. The record is from RefSeq and is a predicted model, not a curated record. Lineage: Eukaryota; Fungi; Ascomycota; Sordariomycetes; Hypocreales; Nectriaceae. Bases 212 to 3235 code for a protein of 1007 amino acids. Gene Ontology annotation, molecular function: ATP binding; ATP hydrolysis activity.